GUUCUCCUUCCCAAGGCUCAUCGUAAGAAUGGUUAGAAUCUCUUUUCUCUCACCACCCUCAUAGUCAAAAUUCCAGUGAUUUAAAAUCAUCACUUUGACAUAUAGGCCUAUGAGCUUUUCUAGGAUUGAAAAUAACAAGCUUGUAUCACGAUAACCUCAUUACUGACUGCAUGUUUGUCAUCAUUUUCAUUUCGAGCCAUGGACAAAUCGGACUGCACAGGACGAUUUCUGCACAGGAACUACUGAACUCCACAGGCCCAGAACACACCAGCCUCAAAACUCCUCACAACUCCCCAGCCUUAAUGUGUGUAGGCAGGGUAAGGAGAACACCGAUUCAACCCAGAAGAAGAGGAAAAAGAAGAGGCUAAAUGAGAAGGGAACCCAGGUUGAACUAGGCAUGCGGGAGGAUAUCCAUGACCUUGACCUCGCCCAUUGGAGAUUGGCUAGAGAGACAUGGAGAACUGAGCGAGGAAACAUGAGGGAGAUUAAGGCGCUGUAUGGAGAAAUAUUUAGGCUGCACCAACUCUUGGAGGAGAUUGGGGUGGAUAAAGGGGUGAUCAAGCAGCGCUCCACCUCCUCCAUUCUUUGUCCCGUCUCCCCGACACUGCCAGCUUUCCACAGGUACAACCUCCAUAGGUACCUCGCCAACAGCCAAUCGGAGCCUGACCAGCAUGCUGCCGGCACCCAGAAGGACCCAUCUAAGAAACACUCAAUCUUUCCCCCUCUGGACACACAGAGCUGCACCUCCCCUGAUAAAUGGCCUCCUUCUCAGUCCAAGAAGUCACAUCCACACGCUUCACACCGAUUUGCUGUCCCAUCCCACCCCCUGGCUUCCGGCCCUCCUGCCUGGAUGAGACAGACCCAUCCGCAUGUCCACCCCAGAUCCUCAUUGACUGGCCAGGCAAAGGUCAAGGAAGAGGUCUAUAGGCCAGAAAUUACAUCGUCUGAGGAAUUGUCUGAAGAAGUUCAACGGCGAGGCGCAGAAAUUGCGAAUAUGUAUAAAGCACAGCUGAAAGAGAGGAUGGCCCAAAAGAGAAAGGAAGAGAUUCUGAAGAAAAGGGUAAACAACAAUGACAAGAACGAUGACACUGAGGCCUCCUGCUCCUCUGCAGUAGAACAAUCUAAUACCCCUUCCACAGCCCCCGAGCCCCCGGCCAGCCCAGACGCCACGCCAGUGGCCGCCCGAGAGGACACUCAGGGGGAAACCCAGGAGGACCUGGCAGACGUUGUGAAUGUGCUCAAGAGGCAAUCAUCUGAUCUAUACCUGCCUGACAACGUUUGUGAGGAGUCACUCACAUGGAAGUCCAUUUACGAGGAGCUGUGCCCGCUCGCUCACAGGGUGAACACAGAAGCUGACUACAUCAAGGCGCUCCGCGUCAUCACUGAGAAGGCUGUGACUCCCUCGUGCUCGUCUGAGGAUGAUGUGUCUCAGAGUGUGAGUGAGGACACAAGUCAGGAGGGGAGUAGUGAAAGUGAGGAGAGCAUGAGUGGACAACAGCAGAGAUGUCUACACAGGGAACCUUAUGGUGAGAGGGACAGGAAGGAGAAUGAUAGUGGUAGUGGUAAAAUGGAAGGGAGAUAUGCAACCGCCAAUGCAUUGUCUAUGAUGGCAAGCCGAGGGAAAGAAGAACUUAAUGCCAUGAGCUACGCAGACAGGAUCAAAUAUUUUAAGGACGAGGCUAAGAGAAAUGAAGAGAUGAUGAAGAUUGAAAGGAGGAAGGAAAAAGCCAGGGACGAAGAGCUCAAAAAGUGGGAAAAGAGACAGAAGAAAUUGAAUGAGGAGGAAAGGAAAAGGACAGAAAAUAUGGAAAAAAACAAGUUAGAGGAGCAGAGGAAAAGGGAGAAGGCAGAGAUGAAACUAAAGAUCGAACAUGAGAAAAAGAGACAAGAGCAAGAGAAAAAAGAAAGAAAGAAAGAAAGAAGCAGGAGAUGCAACAGAAGUUCCGUGCAAAAGAAGAGAAAAAGAGGGCAGAGGAAGAGAAAAAGAUGGAGAAAAAGAGGGCAGAGAAGUUGAAAAAGAUUGAGAAACAGAGGAUGGAGGAGGAGAGGAACAGGGAAAAGGAGAGAAUGAAGGUGUUGGAGAUGCAGCAAAAGGCACGAGAGAAAGAAGAGAAGAGGAGGAAAGAGGAACAGAAAAGGAGAUUGAAGAUACAGCAGGAACAAGAGAAGGAGGAACAGAAAAGGCAGACAAUGAUACGGGACGAGGAUAAGAAGAGAGCAGAGCUUCAAAGAAUAAAAGAUCACGAGGCCAGGUUCAAGAUGGAGAUGGAGAAACUGUAUGAGAGAGAAGAGAGGAAUGCACAGAUUGAAAGAGAAAAGAGGCGUGCGCUGUGUCAGAAAAAAGGGCAGACAGAGAGCAAAACAGGUGGUGGCAUACGAGGUCACAGCGUCUACAUCUGACGCCUCUGUGCGGAGGGAAGAGAGGGAGCCGCGUCCAGAGACCGCUCACGCACAGUCUGCGAAGAAGAGAACAAGGAAGAAGCAGAAGAAAGCGGCGGACGAGGCAUUGACAACUUUUGAGUAGAUGACAAAAGAAAAAACGAACAAAAAAAUUAGAAAAUAAGCAAAAGGAGGAAAAUAUUAUAAGGAAGCCAGGCAUGAGGGUGAAGAGGAGGAAACAUGAGAGAGGAGGAAGGGAGACCAGAGUGGUUUAUCAGGAGGUCAGUAGAAGAUACAGAAUUCAAGUUCUGAUGGACAGAAUCAGGAAGGACCAUGUGAUAAAAGGUAAAUGAGAUUAGCAGUAAAGAGCUGAGUGGAUCAAAAGAAAGUAAUGGAAAACACAAGGGGGGAGGCAAGAUAAACAGAGACCCAGAGAAAAGAGGUGAAAACAUUUUAUAAGAGUAAAAGAGAGGAGAUUGAACUAGAAUUCUGAUGGACAUAUGGCCAAAAUAACUAUCUAAAUAACUAAGGAUGAGCAGAAAAGGAGAAGACCAAGAGCACAGGAAAAAAGCCAACAGACAUGUCAAAAAGAAAUGAAGUCUGCCUCUUCUACUUCUCUUUUAAAGUUGCUUUGGUUUCCUUUUGUCCUCUUUCCAAGCCUGUUCAAGUCUGAGAUAGAUGAAAAGAGCAGCCAAAGAAACAGAUCUGUUGAAGCAUCAAUAGGAAAGGAUGAAAGGGAGGGAGGCAGCAAGAGGAAAACACAGAAGAGCAGAUGAGGAGCACUCUAUGUUCUGCUUCCAUGUGGAUUGACAGCAUUGCUUUCAUGAGCUGCUGGAGGACACCAUGGAGGAAGAGGGAGAGGGUCUAUGAUAGGCAGUUUGCCAUGGCCCUAAAUGGGCUUUUGGAUGUUAAUUCUUCCUGCUUUAUAUCAUACAACUUUACAAUAAAAAUGAAUUGCAA
Messenger RNA from Salvelinus namaycush (lake trout), 3339 nucleotides. Its product is annotated as vicilin-like seed storage protein At2g18540. The record is from RefSeq and is a predicted model, not a curated record. Bases 398 to 2014 code for a protein of 538 amino acids. Lineage: Eukaryota; Metazoa; Chordata; Actinopteri; Salmoniformes; Salmonidae. The transcript has 4 exons.